CCUUAGUAGACAACUGCACGUGGACUCUUCUGAGAGUUUGGGAAAGUGUUUACAAUCUGCAACAUUUAGCGAAACAAAACUAAAAUAUGGCGAAGCGAGCUAAGGCAAAGAUCAGCAAAGUUAAAAGGAACAACCAGACUCGGUCCAAACUUAUGCGGCAGGGUAAAAUCAAAGCUCGUCGUCAUAGGAAAUCAACAAAGAAUGCGCUACCAGGGUCUCAAAAUGUUCCUGCUCAAGAACCAGAAGAAGAAAUUACGGGAGAAGAUAUGCUGGGCAUGGUCCAGCAAGAUGACUUAGACUUCUUGAAAUCGGCUGUUUCGAACAAAUCGUACAGCAUUCUGAAGCAGAUACAAUCAAAGUCGGAAAAGGGUAAACCAAACGGAGCAGUUGGGAAAAGGAAAUUGGAUCAAGAACUGGAAGAUCGAUAUGAAGAGGAGAUGUCUAAAAUGACUGCCGAGGGUGCUAGGAAAAGAGUGCGUGCAUUGCUACCGUUAAAAGCCAGGGAUGGUUCUCUAAAAGUACAAAUAAUUGAGGAAGAAGAUGACGACGAAAAAGUCAAAGAUAACAAUGAAGAUAAUUUUAGGAACGAUUCAAAUGAGAAUGAUGAAAAAGGAAGCGAGAAUGAAGAAAAUGCAGAUAACAAUACUGUAAUGUCAAGAGCUCAAUUGUGGGCGCAGAGAGAAGAAUCGGUACAAACACGGAAGUUGAAGAUCGGAACGCUUUGUAGUGGUCUCCUGGAAAGUCCGGAGUUAAAGUCUGAAAAUUUUAAACCACUGCUAGAACUAAUGGAUGAUUACCAUUCGGGAAGAAGUAUCACCGUUAGAAAACUAGCAACUGUAUCACUCAUGGAAGUGUUCAAAGAUUUGUUACCAUCUUAUCACAUAACGCAAGUCGAACAAGAAGGUGUAAAAUUUAAAAAGGACACUUUGCAACUUCAGAAAUAUGAAGCUGCCCUACUAAAGAAUUAUCGACUCUACUUACAGAAAUUAGAGAAGAUCGCAGGUAUGUUAAGGAAAAGGAAAAAGGGCGAUCAUCGUAUCGUAGGUGAACAAGAAAUCACUUUAGGAGAAGUCGCUGUGGGUUGUAUGUGUGAUCUACUGGCUACUCAUCCUUACUUCAAUUUUUCCAUGAAUAUUGCAAAUUUUCUUAUUCCAUUGCUGGAUAGUAAGUACUCAAACGUCAGAGAACGUGUAGCAAGCUGCUUCAUUGGAAUCUUUAAGGAAGACAAACGUGCAGAACUGACUCUGACGAUAGUACGACGACUAAAUCAAUAUAUAAAAUCCAGAGGGCAUUCCGUACACUCGGAGGUGUUAUCGGUUUUGAUGGGCCUUCGUAUAAAAGACAUUAACUUGGAUCAAGAAAAGGACGAAGAGACUAAACGCAAGAAAUUAAUGUCCCACAAGCAAAGAAUCCUGUCACUUAGCAAGCGAGAGCGAAAGAAGAAUAAACAGUUGGAACAGGUUGAGAAAGAAUUGCUCGAGACCAAAGGCGAGGAGAAUAAGCAGCGCAAACAGCAAACUCUAACAGAAAUAAUCAAAGUGGUCUUCACAAUCUACUUCAGAAUUCUCAAACAGGCACCGAACAGUAAAGUUCUGUCCGUCAGUUUGGAAGGUUUAGCGAAAUUUGCCCACUGUAUAAAUCUGGAUUUUUAUCAAGAUUUAGUGAAUGCGCUGGAUACGGUGAUGGGAACUGUCAACUUAGGGUUGAGAGAGCAACUUCACUGUGUCGAAACAGUUUUCACCAUCUUGUCGGGACAAGGAAGUGCAUUGAACAUCGAUCCCUAUAAAUUUUAUUCCCACUUGUAUAAAAACCUAUUAAGGGUUCACUGUGGGAAAAGUAAUGCAAAUAUGGAAAUCGUCAUUAGGAUAUUAAUUCGAGUGUUGAUCGAUCGACGAAAGAAGAUUAUUCAAAGCAGAUUAAUCGCGUUUGUUAAAAGAAUAGCCACCUUGACUCUUCAGGUUCAGCAUCACGGUGCAGUUGCGAUACUAGCUGUUAUCAGGACUAUUUUGCAGCUUGGAAAAGCUGCGGAUGUUUUGUUAGAUACUGAAAGUACUACAGGGGACGGGUUUUAUAAUCCUGAACUGGAAGAACCUGAAUACUGCAAUGCGCACUGUUCAACCAUGUGGGAGCUCGUUUGUCUACAGAGGCACUAUCACCGCACAGUACAAAAAUUUGCGAAGAAUAUAGCAGCGAGGGUUCCUACAAUUGGCGAAGACAGCAUACCUUUAGAGAUUUCCAAACUAUCACCAGAAGAGCUCUAUGCCCGAUUCGAUCCUUCCGGUGUUGCGUUUGAACCUCCCGUACCAGUGCCUAAAAAAGCAGCUCCCAAGAAAUUACCAAACAAGCCUAUUUUUGCAAACCAUUUAUUUAAGGACUACAUCGAUGCAGUGUUUACAGAUAAGUUAAGCGAUAAGGAUGUAGAUAUGGACUUUUCAAAGGCUAUUAAGUGGAGAUAAUAAAAAGCGAUACCAGCUUGCCAAUAUUUGGCAAUUAAAUUCAUUCUUGUGCAGUGUGGUGU
Messenger RNA from Orussus abietinus, 2518 nucleotides. It is a transcript of the gene Noc3, whose product is annotated as nucleolar complex protein 3 homolog. NCBI's taxonomy places the organism in Eukaryota, Metazoa, Arthropoda, Insecta, Hymenoptera, Orussidae. Gene Ontology annotation, cellular component: nucleolus. The record is from RefSeq and is a predicted model, not a curated record. Gene Ontology annotation, molecular function: chromatin binding. The coding region runs from base 87 to 2456 and encodes 789 amino acids. The transcript is spliced from 10 exons. Gene Ontology annotation, biological process: DNA replication initiation.